This is a messenger RNA of Rana temporaria (common frog), 1154 nucleotides long. It is a transcript of the gene CBX3, whose product is annotated as chromobox 3. The transcript has 6 exons. Gene Ontology annotation, biological process: chromatin organization; negative regulation of transcription by RNA polymerase II. Gene Ontology annotation, molecular function: chromatin binding. The coding region runs from base 156 to 710 and encodes 184 amino acids. NCBI's taxonomy places the organism in Eukaryota, Metazoa, Chordata, Amphibia, Anura, Ranidae. The record is from RefSeq and is a predicted model, not a curated record. Gene Ontology annotation, cellular component: nucleus; pericentric heterochromatin.
CACUCGCCCCGCCCCUCGCGCUCUCUGACGCUGUGAGUGGCGGAUUCAGCCGAGUGUCGGUCAGAAGGGACGGCAGAGCAGCGGACGUUUCCUGACUGUACCGGAGAGGACUACAUAGUGCUGCAGAGCCAUAAGGUCCCCAGAUAGGUAUUUAAAUGCAGGACAGACUGGAGAUGCAGGUAAAAAUGGGGAAGAAGCAGAAUGGAAAAGGCAAGAAGGUGGAGGAGGCCGAGCCUGAGGAGUUUGUAGUGGAAAAGGUUCUAGAUAGACGUGUCGUGAACGGGAAGGUGGAAUAUUAUCUCAAGUGGAAAGGAUUCACUGAUGCAGACAACACAUGGGAACCAGAAGAGAACUUGGAUUGUCCAGAAUUGAUUGAAGCAUUUCUCAACUCACAAAAGGCUGGCAAAGAAAAGCCCGCAGAGGGAAAAAGGAAGUCCAUUUCAGACAGCGAAUCUGAAGAAAGCAAAGCGAAGAAAAAGCGAGAAUCGGUUGAUAAACCCAGAGGCUUUUCUAGAAGUUUGGAACCAGAGAGGAUAAUUGGAGCUACAGACAGCAGUGGAGAGCUGAUGUUCCUUAUGAAAUGGAAAGACUCUGAUGAAGCAGAUUUGGUUCCAGCAAAAGAAGCAAAUGUGAAAUGUCCGCAAGUUGUAAUUGCUUUUUAUGAAGAGAGGUUAACAUGGCACUCCUGUCCAGAGGAUGAAGCGCAAUAGACUAUUGCUGAUGUAGGAUUUUUGUUGUGUUCUUUUUUUUUUUUUUUUUUUUUUUUUUUUUUAAUUGACUUUUGGCCUCUUGAACUUAUGGUUAUGUGUUUAGUAUUUUUCUGAUAAACCACACCAGUAAUUCGGCUGAAUGUGGCCCCACAAUGUAUAUGGUCUAUAGAGCUUUUGAUACAUAUGUAUUGCUCUAGGCUUUUUAUAAAUCUGUACAACUGAAGUCUGAGCAUCUAAUGCAAACUUGCAAUCGUUUUGUAGCCUUCAAAAGAUGUGCAUGUUAAUGCUUUAUUCCCAUUACCAUAGGCUAUUAGCACCAGAUUCUGCUUCAAUGUAAGCAGUCUGGAGAACUUUGUAGUAUGUGGAAUGUUUCCUGACUGUAUAUUGUUUACUUCAAUGUAAAUACUGGUGAGCAGUGUUCAAUAAAUAGUUUUAUAUUCUCAA